AUGGCACCCCUGAAAAUGAUUGGAGCUGGAUACGGCCGAACAGGCACCGUCAGCUUGCGAAUCGCCCUUAACAUGCUUGGGUAUAAUUGUUUACACCUGAUUGAUUUCACAACAGCGGAUCGUCAUCCAGAGAAGUUCCUUGAUGCCUACCUUAAUCCUGGAAAGCUUGUGGAUUGGGAUGAGCUGCAUACGAACGAUUGUCCUGCUUCAGUCCAGCAUCCCCAUCCUUCAACUUUCUUGAUCCGAGGGGAUUUGACUGAAAAACGCUCAAACAGAGAACAUCAUCCAAUAUCACAAAAAUCAUUUUGCAAAGUUAUUUGUAAACAACCGGCUAAUAGCCCAUUCCUCCCAUUCACCUUUGUUGUCCAAUCCAAUGCAUACGAACGAUUGUCCUGCUCCAGCCCAUCAUUCCCAUCAUUGAGCUUUCUUGAUCCGAGAGGAUCUGACUGA
Molecule: messenger RNA, 450 nt
Organism: Lichtheimia ornata
Lineage: Eukaryota; Fungi; Mucoromycota; Mucoromycetes; Mucorales; Lichtheimiaceae
Exons: 2
Coding region: 1-450 (149 amino acids)
Source: RefSeq, a predicted model, not a curated record